Scedosporium apiospermum is the source of this 4128-nucleotide messenger RNA. RefSeq lists its product as uncharacterized. The transcript is spliced from 3 exons. NCBI's taxonomy places the organism in Eukaryota, Fungi, Ascomycota, Sordariomycetes, Microascales, Microascaceae. The record is from RefSeq and is a predicted model, not a curated record. The coding region runs from base 1 to 4128 and encodes 1375 amino acids.
AUGUCGACCGCUUCGAAUCGAUCAUACCAGCCGAACCGCCACCUCAGUAGCAGCCGAAUGCCAAGAAGGUCUAGGGCCGCCUCUAGGGCUCAACGUGCUGCUGUCGUCGAUCGCGAUGAGGCCUUCACCUAUGCCCUUCGGACGGCAUUCCUCCACCACCUCCUACAACCUCGCGCUAGGCGAAAGCAAUAUGUCAACGUCCCGACAAAGCCCAUCCAUCGAUCGCACUCGAGCAUGGGACACCUGCUCCAAGAUUUCGUCUCUACUGGAGGUACUACGGGUGGUAGCAUGAAGCUGCCUCAUAGCUUCCGCGGUGCCCUCUUCGAUCGGAUGCAGGGAGUCCUCAGGGGCACCGAGCGAAUGCCCGGCUAUAACGAUGCCGCCGUAAAGAGGUGUUUUGCAGAGGCGUACACGGCGUUUACCGAAAAGAGCUUCCAAAAGACCAUUGAUAAGGAGAGAAAGAUAGAACCCCUGGUCCUCAUAUUCUUCUCCUCUGCGACUAAAGCCGCCCAGAAAGCUGCCGCUCCCGGCGAUGAAUCCUGGAGGCUACUACCAGAUCGCCAUGUGGCUCUAUUUGUGCGCCUUGUCAUCAAGAUUCUCAAAGACCACGGCCAGGACCGGGACAGGCCAGAUCUGCUCAACAAGCUUGCGAGCCUUGAGAACAAGAUGCUGACCAACGAUCAAAAUUUGAUCGACUCUGGCCAGGACAAUCUCGGCAAAACUAUUGAAGUUGUAAUUCCCUUCAGCUACGAGGUAAAGGAUAUGCCAAUGGUACAGACAGUCUGCAGGAUUUUCGGCUACCCAGACUCUCACGCCCAAGCCGAAAUCGAUGCUCACAAGUCCGUUUGGACCGAGGAGGCGGCGCUUCGUGAUUUGAAGGCUUAUCAGCAUCGCCUAAACUCUAAUAUGGCUGGUGCGCUUAACAGCGGCGAUUUUGAGGUUGAAGAGGCCUUUGAGGAUUGGAAAAGGUCUGAAGCUCCUCACCUCUCACGAAUGAUGCUCGAUAUCCUCACCGCUCGUCCCGAGUUGGCCAAAACAUCGACAAGUACAGCGGACAAACCGCUUCCCACCCCUUCUCCUGCCUAUGAUGAUGACCAGGCAUAUGCGGACCUGGCGCGACUCAUUUCGAGCACCGAUGAUACACCAAUCCUAGGUUAUGACAGUGCCCUCGGGAUGGGCUCGGUAGGCCCUGACGAUUCUAGCAGUAUCCGAAGCGUCGAUGAGCCUAGUUAUACAUUCAUCCCCUACGACCCUAGAGCUUUCUACAAGGCUGUUCUACAGCAGGCUAUCGUCAACGAUCAGUCGCUCUCCGAUCCAUCGGCCCCGUACGCUCCCUUGUCAAAAAGCUCUCAGGAUCUCCUCCUGGAACUCGCUGUGCACUGGCGCAUCCCUCAAUCGUCGCGAUUGGUAGCACUCGCCGAAGUGUCAGUAAAGCGAUUCACCGACGGUGAGAUAACUUUGGAAGACCUAGACACCGUUUUCGAUAUUGUCAAGUCUGAGGGCCCGGAGAUGAAGAAACCUCCCCACAUCACGAACUAUACCGCCCCGCUGACGGCAUUCAAUCCCAUGCACCUGACGGCCUACGAUCGCUCGGUCUUGAUACGUACACUCCAGGCUCUUCAUGAAGCUCUCCUCCGCGAUCUCUACAAUGCCCUUGUCCAGUGCUACGACCCGAAGCCGCCCUCGAUUGCCGUCGUUAUGCAUGUCCUCCUUAACCAUGUUGUGGAUGAUCCCAAUUUCUCAAGGACAUCCGAGGAGGAUGAGCAAUUCGCUGAGGUUCUCUAUGGUGGCCUUCGUCGAAAGGCCGCUGAUGUCUACAGAGCUUUCCUCGAUAAGGAACUACCAGCGAACCGGGACCAGUGGGACUUUGGCCAUGUCGUACGGCUCGGCCAAGCCGUCGUGAAGCUCUCGGAGAAGAUUAGGAAACGCUAUAGGAGAACCCCCGAGAUAAUGGGAGCCAACCCCCUGAGGGCUUUAGUCGAAACCAUUUUUCCAAGCUUCCAGGCUGAUUGCAAGGCGAUUAUCGAGCAAAUCAUGUCCUGUGCAAAGGAACAUGACAAGGAGAUCCCAAUCGAUGAAGGUUUCCUUCUUUACAAGGAACUCAUUGAAAUUCGCAAAAUCCAAACGGACACUUUGCCCACACAAUCCUUUGCGUUUGAUAUCGAGGACCUGCUAGUUAGCUUUGUCUGGAGGUGGAUCGAUGUCGUAGGUGACAAGGUCGACGAGAAUGUCGAGACUGCCUUUCGACAGGACAAGUUCCAAGUCAGGACCGACUCGCCUGAUCAGACGGCCCCUGAUUCUCAGCGUCACAGCCUGUCCAUUAUCGACGUCUUUACACUUUUCAACCAGACAGCGAAUCAGGUUUUCCAGCUCGAGUGGAGCAAUGAAGUCCACUACGCCAGAUUCAUGACCGCCCUUGCGCGGGUGUUUGCGAACGGUAUCGGCCGAUAUUGCGAGCUGGUGUGGGAGCAAUUUGCGAAGGAGAUGGACCGGCCGAGCGCCCAGGAGAUCGCGGCGGCUUCCAUGACGGCGCAAGAAAAGUUCCUCCAGUACGCUAAAGAUGCUUGGAACAAUAAGGAGAGGAUCGAGCCGUUCCAGUUCUACCCUGAGUCUUUUGUAAAAUUGAACAAUAUCGAGUUUGCCAUGCAGGAGUUAGAUAAGCUCGAAAAGGCUAUGAAUGUAGACGCCUGUGCAGCGCUUUUGGAAAAGGUGGACGGGCCUAAGAGGCAUCUUCGAAAGCCCACCAACUACGUCUUCACUGUCAAGAUCAUCGAAGCGGAGGACCUCAAAGCCUGCGACGCAAACGGCUACAGCGACCCGUAUGUGGUGCUCGGUGACGAGUAUCAGAAGCGCCUUGCCAAAACAAGGAUUAUCUACAGGAAUCUGAAUCCGCGAUGGGAUGAGUCCGUCGAUAUCACCGUUCAGGGCCCCCUCAAUCUGAUCGCCACGAUUUGGGACUAUGAUACGUUCGGGGACCACGACUUUGUCGGAAGGACAUCGCUUAAGCUGGAUCCACUCCACUUUAGUGAUUACCUGCCCCGAGAGUUCUGGCUGGACCUUGACACUCAAGGCCGUCUUCUAGUGCGCGUCAGCAUGGAGGGCGAGAGAGAUGACAUCCAGUUCUCCUUCGGAAAGGCCUUCCGGCAUUUGAAGCGGACAGAGCGAGACAUGGUCCGCAAGAUUACCGGAAAGGUGACGCUCAACAUACCACACCCUCCUCGCCUUAUUCUCAAUGUCUCUACAAAGACUGGAGGUAUCGGUGCAUCGGUCACAAGCCUCUGGAAGAAGCGCGUGUCCGAGGUCCCAACCUUGAGGCGUGAAGACAUAGAAGGCGCACUGGAGAUGCUUCUCGAGUACUUUAACGAUAACUUCGCUAUCAUGAAGCUGACCCUAACCGACGCGACCAUGAUUGCCGUCAUGACCCGGCUGUGGAAGGAAGUUCUCAUGGCCAUCGAGGGUCUUCUUGUUCCCCCCCUUUCGGAUAAGCCAUCGACUCAGAAGCCGCUCAAUCAACGUGAGCUCGAUAUUGUGUACCAGUGGUUACAGAUUCUCCUUGAGUUCUUUAAUGCCAGGGACGCGCAGAGCGGCGAGCAGUUGGGAGUUCCGAUUGACGUUUUGAAAUCGCCUAAGUGGCAUGAGCUGGCAUCGCUCAACUUCUUCUAUAACGAGGAUACUAAUAAUUUGAUUCGGGAGUCUGAGAGGAUGGCAGCCGCGACGGCGCAGCGGGCCCAAGCAAUGAUGCGGCAACAAGCACACUCUAGCCACCGCCUCUCGGCGCCGGCAUCGCUCGGUGCUUCGUUUGGCGGAGCUGGAGCAUUUGCUAGCAUGGGCACGAUUCGACGCGGCAAGAGCAUCAUGAUGAGCCGCAACCUAGGCACGAUGAGGAAAGCGAAGGAGGAGCGACGCAAGGAGGCACAGGCGGACCCUAACGAUGAUAUGAUCCUCCGUAUUCUCCGCAUGCGUCCCGAAGCGGCGGGUUAUCUGAAGGACCGCCACCGGCAAAAGGAGCGGCAGGCUGCUGCUUCGGCUGCUGCGCUCAUUGUUAAGAACAGUGUUGGGCAGGGCUGGAAUGCUGGCGGCGGCGGUGGUCCCUCGACCUUCGGAAGGAAUAACCUUCCCCUCCGUUAA